Messenger RNA from Molossus molossus (Pallas's mastiff bat), 3151 nucleotides. It is a transcript of the gene SECISBP2, whose product is annotated as SECIS binding protein 2. The transcript is spliced from 17 exons. NCBI's taxonomy places the organism in Eukaryota, Metazoa, Chordata, Mammalia, Chiroptera, Molossidae. Gene Ontology annotation, cellular component: ribonucleoprotein complex. The coding region runs from base 76 to 2517 and encodes 813 amino acids. The record is from RefSeq and is a predicted model, not a curated record. Gene Ontology annotation, biological process: selenocysteine incorporation. Gene Ontology annotation, molecular function: selenocysteine insertion sequence binding; mRNA 3'-UTR binding; ribonucleoprotein complex binding.
AAAAGCGAAGUGGUGGAGUGCUCCGACGGGGCGGCUGCUGGCCUUCCGGGCCGGGCCGCCUCCGAACUGCUGGCCAUGGCGUCGGAGGGGCCGCGGGAGCCCGCGGGCGAGGGUAUCAAGUUGUCACCAGAUGUCAAACCAUUUGUCCCCAAAUUUGCUGGGCUCAGUGUGGCAUGGUUAGAGUCUUCAGAAGCACACGUGUUCCCUAGCUGUGCAGCCACGUACUACCCUUGUGUUCAGGAACUACCAGUCCCUGCGCAGAAACUCUAUCCUGAAAAUAUGGCCUUUGGAGCUUCCACAUUUCCACAUCAGUAUUUGUCUUCGGAGAUGGCUCUUCAUCCAGGCUCCUAUUCUCCUUACACCCUGGAGUCUGCACAGAGUGUCUGCCCAGUGCCUGGCUCCCAGUAUGAUCGCAGCCAGCCUGGUCGUUACCGGGGUUUCCAGGCAGCAAGGCCACGCUAUGACCACGUGUGCCCUCUCCCACAGGAUGCCAGAGCUCUGUAUAAGAAAAAAACGUAUGAUGAGCAAAAGUUUGACAGUAAGAAGGCCGAUGGAGCUGUACCACCUGAUAUGAAGUCAGUGAAAUGCUCGCAGUAUAUGUCCUUUCGUGCUGACACUAAUUUGAAAUCAGAUGGUUAUCAUAAACGGACAGACAGGAAAUCUAGAAUCAUUGACAAAUGUGGACCUGCCUCCAAACCUGAGCUUGCAUUGACCAGAUUGGAUUGUCCUAAACUGCAGGGUGCAGAGAAGAAUGAGAUACUAGAGACACCAAAGCAGCCCAAGUGGGGGCCCUUGCGCUCUGCCUCUGUGGAGGACACUUCUCUUGGAAGGGGGGGGAAGCCCUCUCCAGGCCUGGCGGAGGGUGAAAUAUUGGUGAAAAAUAAUAAUCCAACUGACGCUGUGACUGCUGACCACGCUGCUGCCGGGUCCUCUCCGUGUACCAGAGAUCCUAAAAAUGGUAGCAUAUCAUCUUCUCAAGUUCUGUCUUCGGAUCCUUUCUACAGCAGAGAGAAACUCAUUGUCCACUCAGCUAAAAAGUCCGAAGCCUCCCAAGGCGGUGAUCCUGAGCAAAAUGAAGCCUCGAGAAAGUCUAAGAAAAGGAAAGAAAAGUUCAAAACAAAAUGUGAAGUCCUGACAGUGCAAGAGCCGCCAAGGAUUGAAGACACCGAGGAGUUUCCCAAUCUGGCAGUUGCAUCUGAAAGAAGAGACAGAGUAGAGUCACCGAAAUUUCAAUCUAAGCAUCAGCCACAGAAUCAUUUUAAAGGUGGAAAGAAGAGCCAAAUUCCAGUGCAGCUGGACCUGGGGGGCAUGCUGACCGCGCUGGAAAGGAAGCAGCGCUCCCAGAAUGCAAAGCAGCUCUCCAAGCCCGCGGUGUUUUCAGUCGGGGCGGUUCCUGUGCUCUCCAAAGAGGCCAUGUCGGGGAAGAAGGGCCACCGCUUCAGCCAGGUGAAGACCCCGCACAACCCGUUGGACUCCAGCGCCCCCCUGAUCAAGAAGGGGAAGCAGAGGGAGGUCCCCAAGGCCAAGAAGCCAACCUCCUUGAAGAAGAUUAUUUUGAAAGAACGGGAGGAGAGAAAGCAGCAGCGUCUCCAGGAAAACGCUGCGAGCCCAGCAUCUGCCGGGGACGAAGCGCUGGAUGUGGAGAGCGGUGGUGACGGCCUGGCUCCGGAGCGAGGUGAGCCCUGGGGUCCCCGUUCUCGGUUGUCACCCGUGAGCUCCCCUCCUGCACUCGAGAGCCCGUCAGAAGAGUCGCUGGGAGCUGAGGUCCAGAAGGAGGUGGCAACCUGUUCCCUGACCCCGGAAGGUGCCAGCGGCCCCAAGAUCCACAGCCGGAGAUUCAGGGACUACUGCAGCCAGGUGCUCAGCAAAGAGGUCGACGCCUGUGUGACAGACCUGCUGAAGGAGCUGGUCCGCUUCCAGGACCGCAUGUACCAGAAGGAUCCCGUCAAGGCCAAGACCAAACGCCGGCUCGUGCUGGGGCUGAGGGAGGUGCUCAAGCACCUGAAGCUCCGGAAGCUGAAGUGCGUCAUCAUCUCUCCCAACUGUGAGAAGAUCCAGUCCAAGGGCGGGCUGGACGACACCCUGCACACCAUCAUCGACUACGCCUGUGAACAGAACAUUCCCUUUGUGUUCGCGCUCAACCGCAAAGCCCUGGGGCGCAGCUUGAACAAAGCCGUGCCUGUCAGCGUGGUGGGGAUCUUCAGCUACGACGGGGCGCAGGACCAGUUCCACAGGAUGGUUGAGCUGACAGUGGCGGCGCGGGAGGCGUACAAGACCAUGCUGGAGAGCGUGCGUCAGGAGCUGGCAGGAGAGCCCGGCCCCCCGCCCCCUGCUGGCCUGCCUGCGCCGGGCCCGGGCUGCUCUGCAGAGGACGGCCCCCAGGCUGCCCCGAAGACGGAAGAGCCACACUACAUUGAGAUCUGGAGAAAGCACCUGGAGGCGUACAGUCAGUGUGCCCUGGAGCUGGAAGAAUCGCUGGAGGCGUCUACCUCGCAGAUGAUGAACUUGAACUUAUAAGAAGCGUCUUUUGUGUAUUUGUGUAUUUAGGGUAAGGAGGGGUGGAGGUUCGAACAACUUCGUGGCCCACCCUUUAGUUCUUCAUUAACCUGAUGUAUUGAGGAUACUGUUUAAUUGGGGUGUUGGCAGCGUGGAGGGCCUGGGAGGCAGCCUCUGGGGCAUGCUAACGGAGACCUUUCUAGAAGCCCUCUGAGCAUACUGUGAAUCUGGAAGACACUGGAAGAGGAACUUGAGUCCUCUGCUGCUGAGGACACAUCCUGUGCGUUUCAGAGGAGCCGAGCAGGUUAGCGAGGCUGUGCCAGCAGGAGCAGUGUGGCAGGCAGCCCUCAGUCCUGGUGACCCGGCCCUGGGCUGCCCGGGCCGUGCUCCUCCCGCGGGGACCUGCAGGGCUUGCUGAAAUGAGCCUCCAGAAAAAUCGAUUUUCUAACCUGUGACCUUUGACAUGAAUUACUUCUUUUAGUCUUUAUUUUUCAAAGAAACAAUGUAUAUUGAAAUUCCUAAAUUUCUGUUUUGAUAAUCUACAAAUCUUUGUUUUGUAAAUGAACAUAUUCUGAGUGGGAUUUCUGUCUCUGAGGCCAGGAGGCAAAAAGUUUACUUUCCUAUUUUCCUGUAAGUAAGAGGGCUUAUUUAUUUU